AUGCUUGGUUCUCAAACCCGGGACCUGAGAGAGGCUGCUCGCAACGAUGACAACUUGAAUCGAUUUCUCAGCCUCACAAAGGUCUAUCUGCCAAGGUUACCCAAGGCCUCUGCAGAAUAUUUAGUAGCCAAGGUACCGGUUGUACAGUGGUCGUCUAAGUAUUCUUUCUCCUGGUUAUGGAGUGAUUUGGUUGCCGGAAUCACGAUCGGUAUUCUACUAGUUCCUCAAAGCCUCGCCUACGCCAAAGUCGCAAAUAUCCCUGCCCGCUAUGGCCUCCUUUCUAGCUGGCUACCGACCUUGAUCUAUGCCAUCAUGGGAACGUCAAAAGAUGUCACUGCUGGCCCGACCGCCAUAAUGGGUCUUCUCACCGGAGAAAUCGUUACAGAUCUCGUCAAGACAGGCUACGCAGCCGAGUCAGUCGCUACUGCAGUUGCUUUCUGGGUCGGCAUAUACUCAUUGAUUCUCGGACUCUUUCGACUUGGCUUCCUUCUCGAGUUUAUUCCGCUACCUGUGCUAUCUGGUUACGUUUCCGGUGCAGCAAUCACAAUUGUUCUCCAACAACUCAAGGGGCUAUUUGGUGAAGCAAAAUCUGCCAAUGAUACCGCUGGCGUAAUCCGCGUGUUCUUUCAACGACUACCAAACACCAAUUGGAGGGCAUUUUUGAUGGGCUUCUCUAGCAUUAUCUUAUUACUCCUCCUACAAUUCGUCGGACGCAAAUGGGGCAAAAAGCACCGAAUCCUGUGGUAUCUCUCCAUUGCUCGCAAUGCUCUUGUUCUCGUUAUUUUUACGGCGAUCAGCUGGGGAGUUAAUAAGUCACAUAAGAGUGAGCCCCUGUUCGGAAUAUCAGAAGUCUCCGGUACUGGAAUUAUACCUCCAUCUGUUCCUGAUACACAACUACUUGUUAAGACUGCUGGUCGCAGUAUCGCACCUUUUCUAGCGGCCGCAUUGGAGCAUCUUGCCAUUGGUAAAGCGUUUGGUCGUCGCCACGGCUAUGUCAUCGAGCAAGACCAAGAGCUGAGCUAUAUUGGUGUGGCCAAUUUGGUUGGAAGCUUCUUUUCCAGCAUGCCUGUCACUGGAGGGUUCUCACGCACUGCGGUAAACUCAGAAUCCGGGGUGAAGAGCCCUCUUAGUGGCCUGGCCACGACUGCUUGCGUUCUUGUCAGCAUCUACAAGCUCACAGACGCCUUCUACUGGAUCCCCUCAGCAACACUAUCGGCCAUCAUCAUCAUUGCUGUCUGGCAAAUUAUCUUACCUUUCCAGGUUUUCUGGCAAUAUUGGAAAACUUCUUUUGCUGACUUCGUCGGCAGCAUGAUUGCAUUCUGGGUAACACUCUUCGUGGACGUUGAGAUUGGCAUUGCCUGCGCAGUCGGGUAUAGCAUCGUCUAUGUUCUUUUCCAGCUAGCAUUCGCCCAAGUGGACAUGGUGACAAGCGAAAAUUAUUCCCAGCUCUACCCAGCUUCAACGUAUAGCGCAUUACCUGCACAGCUGCCCGAAGAUACAGUUGUAUUUGCUCUCCGUGAUUCAGUCCUUUAUCCCAAUGCUGCCCGCAUCGCACGCCAAUUCACUGAGUAUAUCUAUUCCUAUACGUCCGGGGUGCACGAAACUCCUUCAGGGACCACAGAGGAUUACCAAAUUGCGGAAAAAUCCACGAACAGACUCUGGAAUGAUACCAAAGCUAGACGCAUUGAGGAAUUGCGCAAGAAAGCAGGUACAACGAAUAACGAGGAAAGCUUCCUUCCCCACGUACGGACAGUGAUCAUCGAUAUGACGCGCGUCACCCACAUCGACACAAGUGGGAUGCAGGCUCUGGCAGAUACCAGAUCCAUGUUAAAGGAGUGGGCCGGCGCAGAUGCUGAACUCGCUUUUGUGGGGCUGAAUGAACGAGUGAGGGAGCGAUUCCAAAGAGCCGAGAAGAGCUUCGUAUCUUCAAAGAGUGAUAGUGGCCCUAGAGAUCAAGGCUACAUUGUUUUUGAUGUUCUGCAGACGGCACUAUAUAACACCCAUGCCUCUGAGGAGAGUACUAGUACGGACGUGGCUAAGAAUGACUCGUCACCGGGGUCGGAUUAA
Messenger RNA from Penicillium cosmopolitanum, 2067 nucleotides. RefSeq lists its product as uncharacterized. The record is from RefSeq and is a predicted model, not a curated record. Lineage: Eukaryota; Fungi; Ascomycota; Eurotiomycetes; Eurotiales; Aspergillaceae. The transcript has 3 exons. Gene Ontology annotation, cellular component: membrane. Gene Ontology annotation, molecular function: sulfate transmembrane transporter activity. The coding region runs from base 1 to 2067 and encodes 688 amino acids. Gene Ontology annotation, biological process: transmembrane transport.